GCCAACGCAAACGCACACACAUUCCGGCCGGGCCGCCCUCAAUCUCAAACACAAACGCAAUCGCUGCUGCUGCACAACGAACAAACGGCAGAACCCAGGAGAAAGAGUCAGACCGACAGACAGCACUGUGGCACUGCACCCGCAACCAACCAAGCAGAGCAGAUCAGACCAACGACGACAGCAGCGGCGAGGCACAGAUUGUGUGUGUAUGGCCUUGGCCGUUGUGCUUGUGCGUGAGUCAGUGAGCCAGUGAGUGGCCUUUUGUUCAGGCAGCACCACCAGCACCCCAAUCACCAUCAUGGCUGACAAGAAAAAACCGUCAACCGCAGCAGAGCGCAAGAAGAAGCUGCAGGAAGCCGAGGUCGCCUUGAAGCAGAAGCUUCAAGACAAGACGUCAUCCAAGACCACCAAGACCAAGUCAAAGACCGGCACGCCCAGCAAGACAAGCACCACAAAGUCAAGCGCGUCCCGCUCAGCAACAAAGACCAGACGAUCGAGUAUCCCCACGUCAUCAACGGCGUCGCCGGCUGCUUCUUCACGCCGCACCACAUCAUCAACAUCGUCGCCAUCUUCAUCGUCAGCAUCAACAUCCCGCCCAAAGAGUUCAACCGCGCGCGGUGCCCGCACCUCCUCCUCCUCCUCCUCCUCCUCGUCAGCCACGCCAAGCGGCAAGGCGACGCGCCAAUCCAAGACGGCAGCGGGCGCAGCGCGAACACCGGCCUCUGCAUCCAAGACUGGCACAGGGAGGAGCACGCGGACGGGGCGUGUAAGCAGCAGUGGCAGCAGCACGGCCACACCCACACGCAUUGCGCGGGCAAGCACGGGCGCGGCUGGGAAGCGGCCAUCGUCAGCAACGAGCAGCAAGGCGAGGACAGGCACCACAGCCAGCAGGACCAAGACCCGGCCGGCAUCCAAGACAUCGCCCACAGGCAAGGUGGCAAAGGCAAAGACAGCCAAGACGGCGACAGCAGCAGGAGCGAAGAAGACAACGGAGGGUGCGAAGAAGAAGCCUGCAGCCAAAUCGCCAAAGUCAAACGCGACCACCGGUGCAGCCAAGAGGGCAAAGAAGGAGCAAGCAAAGGCGGAGGAAGAGCAAGAAGAGCAGGACGUGGCUGCACCCGUUGCAGUUGCAGAUGAAGUGGGGGCAGAGGACGCAAGUGAUGGCGAGAGCGUGCACGCAGCAAGCGUUGAUGCAGCACAAGAGGGAGAAAGGGAACAGGACGAGGAUGCUGAGUCAGCACAAAUGGAUGAAGGUGAUGAUGAUGGUGAAGAGGCGAGGGAGGACGUUCGUGAUGAUGAUGAUGAUGAUGAUGAUGAUGAUGAUGAUGAUGGCGCUGCCACUGCCGUUGUUGAUGCUAAUAAUGACGACGAGCAAGGUGCAGCAGACCAGGAUGCAGUGGAUGGCAAUAAUGAUGAUGAUGAUGACGACGACGACUCGAACAGCGUGCUGAGUGCGAGCGGGCGGCUUGAGGUCGGCGCGCUGCAGGCUGUGAAGCGGCUGACACAGAAGAAGGCCAUUCGCAGGCGCACAGAGUCCAGUGACCCGCUCACCCCAAUUGCUGACGACGAGCACUGGCUGGAGGCAGCAAAACGGCGUGAGGCAGAGAAGGCUGCUGCUGAGCGGCGGCGGCAGGAGGAAGAGGAGGAGCGACUGGCCGAGCAACGCCUCCUCGACGCCGAACGGCGUAUGCAGCAGGAGGACGAGGAAUUUCUCAAGCAAGCAGAGGAGAAGCGAAAGAAGCAGCUUGAGCUUGAGGCGCGCCGUGCAGAGAACGCGGCCGCCCGCCGCCGCCACCUGGAGCUGCUGGCUGAGCAGGGCAAACGCGAGGCCGCAGCAGAGCAGGAGCGACGGCUCAACACGCCCGAGGCCAUUGAGAAGCGCCGCAUGCGCGAGCAGAAGCAGGCCGAGCGCCGCGCACGCAAGGCGCGGCUCGCGACGAUUAUGAGCGGCCUGAAGAAGGCGAAGAAUGAAGGAUCGCACUCGCUCGGCCUCGACUCAAGCGCCCUCUCCUCAAUCUCAGGCCAAUCGACCACGUCCAUCAGCCCGACAGAGUCUGAGGCUUUGUCGCCCGUGUUUGAGGGCGGCAGUCUGGCAUCAUCAACAGCAGCGCCGCCACACGCCCAACAACAGCAGGAGGAGGAGGUGGUGGAGGAGAAACACCCACAGGUGCAGGAGGCUGGUGAAGAGGAGCAGGCGGAAGUGAAGGAGGAGACGGUGCAGCAAGAAGCGCCAGCAACAGCGGAGACAGAGGGAGAGCAGCAGGAAGAAGAGGAGGAAGAGAAGGGGCAAGAGGAAGAGAAGGGGCAGGAGGAGGUGAGUGCAGUCGAGGCUGCGGUUGACGAAGAAACGGGACAGGAGAAGGAGGAGGAAGCGGCGGUCGUGCACACACAGGAGGACGCACAACAGCAAGAAGAGGAGGAGGAGGAGGAAGAGGAAGCAGUGAUGCAGCCAGUGGAGGCGGAGGACACUGAAGCCCCACAAGUGGAGGCAGAGCAGCAGCAAGAACAAGAGGAGCAAGAGGAGGAAGCAACAACAGCUGCUGUUGCUGCAGAUGAGCAAGAACAAGGCACAGGUGCAGAGGAAGAAGAAGAAGAAGAGGCGCCGGCCGCUGCUGAAGAGGCGCCGGCUGUUGCGGACAAGGAAGAAGAGGAACGGGUGAUGUAUGGGGAGGAAGUGGAGGAUACGCCAGCCGCCACUGAGACCACCCCUGAGCCAAGUGCUGAGGAGGGCGUGGUGGAGGCGCCAGCCCAAGAGGACGAAGAACAGCAGGAGGAGGAGGCAGCGGCAGCAGUAGAGCAAGCUGCUGUGGAAGAAGAACCACCAAAGAGCGAUGCUGAUGAGGCACAACAGCAGGAGGAGGAGCCGGAAGAGAAGGAGGAGAAGGGACUAGCAGAAGGCACGACAGCAGGCCAGGAGCAGCAGCAGGAGCAGCCGGUGUCUGAAGGUGCUGCGGACACGAGGCCGGCAAAGGAGGAAGAACAGGAACAAGAAGAAGAAGAAGCAGCAGCAGCAGCGGAGCAGAAGGAACAGGAGGAGGAGGAGGAGGAGGAGGAGGGAGAGGAAGCGACGGUGCCAGAAGAAGAGCAACAGCAACGGCAACAGCAAGAGGAACAAACACAAGAAGAACCAGUACAAGCACAACAUGAGGAGACGGCGGUGCCUCCAGCAAGUGUUGCCGUUGAACACGACCACCCCCAGGCUGAGGAAGCCACCGCCGCCCCUACACCACAGCAACAACAACAACAGGAGCAGGAGCCUGCACAGGUCCGCGGCGACAGUGGCGUGUCGUUUCGACCAAGCGUGCUGUCGCCGGCGGCGCCCACCCGGCCCGUGCGCCGCGUGACACAGCCGCAGCAGGCGUUACACAACGUGACGCAAUCCCAGCCGCUGCCCCACGAUGCCUUGUGGGAGGAUUUCGAGAAGAUGAUGCUUGCGAGCGGCAUGAAGCUGCAAGAUCCAGCGCUCAGGCACUCUGACUGGUCCCAGAUUGAACGACUUGCAUCCGCACAAACCCCAGCUUCCUCCUCAUCCGCAGCAUAAUCGCAAUCCAUGUCACAAGUACAUACAUACAUAGCUUCUUUUUUGUGUGUGUGUGUGUGUUUGCUUCUUUGUCGGUGCUUUUCGUCUGCUUUGCGUUUGCUUUCACGACUGCACGUUACACAUUACACAUUGCACAUUUCACUGCGCUGCUGUCUGUCUCUUGUUGUGAUGAUCCCUUGUCCCUGAUUAGUUGUCCCCCC
Molecule: messenger RNA, 3741 nt
Organism: Salpingoeca rosetta
Lineage: Eukaryota; Choanoflagellata; Craspedida; Salpingoecidae
Exons: 9
Coding region: 299-3541 (1080 amino acids)
Source: RefSeq, a predicted model, not a curated record